AAAACAGCGAGUAGAGGAACCUGAAGCCCCUCGCGCGGUUCUGACCCGCACACACACAUUACUCUGGAGCUGCUGCUGGGUCUGGAUCAGAUCAGCUGCGCGAGCUUCCAUGAUUCUUCGGUAAAGUGCUCAGGUGUUGCUCCAGAUUCCACAGCCGCAUGGCCUGCCAUAACCCACAGUGCGGGUCGCUCAACUGUCCUGAGGAAAACGACGAGACGCUGAGCGAGGAGUCCCAGUCUGACCUUCUCUCAGGAUUUCAUAACCUCAAGACCUCCCCUCACGACUGCAGGAGAAUGGAAGGACAGCCGUUCGGCCACCAACACUAUCCCACGCUCCGCAACCUCUCCCGACCCCCCCAUGAUCACCUUUUCAUAUACAACCAGCAGACGCCUUACCCCAGCCAGGCCGACCCGAAAGGGGGAGACUCGGAGGCACACUGUGACUGGAAUUAUACCAACUACCACAGCAGAAACUCAGAGGGAUCCUAUACAAACAGCCUGCCGUCGUACCUGCCCUCCAUGGACUACCACAGCUACCCUGAACGAGGCAGCUUCUACCUGAGCGGGCCUCACUCCCUCCCGGGCAGACACAGCCCCAGCCUCAACAGCCUGGAGCAGCCCAGAUCUCUACACUCCUUUCCCUCAGGUCUACUCAUGCACUCACACCACGCCAUGCCUUUUCAUGGCAUUCAGCCCAACCCACCCUGCUGUGGACAUUAUGGGCCGUCUCCGCUCCACAGGGGUCAUCAUCUCAGCCCCGGGCCUGGAUACCACCUGCCCUUCAGAAGAGGCCCGGAGCACUACAGGCCCAGACCUGCAGACAGCACAGACAAUGAAGGCAUCUCCCCCAGACCCAGAGAGGCCAGUCCCUGCACCACGCGGCUCUCCCAGGAACAGAGAAAAGUGUUCGUCACAUACGAGGCGGACAGCGAAGAUCAUCUGAAGGAGAUCAUCAAGUUUGUUGCUUUGCUGAGGAACAAUGGCUUCGACACACAUAUAGACGUUUUUGAGCAGCAGCUGAACAGCAUCAGUAAAAUCGACUGCAUGGAGAGAUACCUGAACGAGAAAGAUUACCUGAUUAUUAUAAUCAUUAGCCUGAAGUAUUUUGAGACAGUGACAGGAGCUAACAUGAGCCCGGAGUGUGACGAGAGGACGUCCAACACCGUCUACAUUCACAAACAGCUUCAGAGUGAGUUUAUUCAGAAUGGAUGCAAGAACUUUAGGUUCAUUCCUGUCCUCUUUCCUGGGGCUAAGAAGAGCUACGUUCCAACAUGGCUGCAGAACACACACAUCUACAGUUGGCCCAAAGACCGAGACGAUAUCCUGCGCAGGCUGUUGCGUGUGGAAAAGUACAACCCCCCGCCCAUCGGCCCGCUGCCCACCAUCGUAUCAGUGCCCAUCUGAUACUGACGAUCAGUAGCUCUUCCACAAUUCAGCGUUUGAAAUAUUCAUACCAAAUAAUAUGGAUUUUAAGAUGCUUCACAGUUUGUCUAAAAGCAAAUAAUGUCCAGCCACUUCAUAUCAUAAAGUGUUGCCGUAAUGUGUUUUUAUGGCUGUCUUAUUGAUUAAUUCAGAUUGGAUCUUGAAAGUUCAUAUUCAAAAAUGUAAGUGACUUGUACUUGCCUGUAAUGGCUGUAAUGAGUUUGUCCCUAAAACGUUUAAUUGGACACGUAUCCAAACUGGGACCUAUGGAAGCCCAUUUCUGACACCUAAAAUAAAAAAUGCCAUUUUUUUCUUAUUAUUACGUAAACUGAUAUCUUAUUAUUUUGAGAUACUAGCCUGUUAUUUUGAGAUAUUAAGUCAUCAUUUUGAAAUAAUGUCAUUAUUUUGAGAUAGUGACUAUUUUGAGAUACUAUCUCAUACUAUUAUUUUGAAAGAAAAAACAUUUUUGCAAAAGCAAGCACAUUUGAUAUUUCAAACUAUUGACUUAGUAUCUCAAAAUAAUGAGAUAGUAUCUCAAAAUAAUGAGAUAGUACCUUAAAAUAAUGAGAUAGUAUCUCAAAAAAUGACUUGCUAUCUCAAAAUAAUUACUUAGUAUGUCAAAAUAGUAAAAUAGCAGUUUAUUUAAUAAUAAUAAAAAAAACUUGCUGGAUUUUGUUUGUUAAUUUCUGGUAGCAGGAAUGGGCUUCCAUAAGGACCACAUAUAAAAUGAAAAAAAAAAUCUAAUUUGUGUCACAUUAAAAAAAAAAAAAGUUUUAAACAGGUUUGGAUCACUUUAACCUGGCAAUGUAAAUGUAGCCUAAGAUAUAACACAGUAAUUACAAAGACAGAUGUACUCAGACAUGCCAAAUGUCAUGGGAUUUGCCAUGUCCCAAGCUAAGGAACGCUGCACUGACCUGUGGGAUAUGCACAUGGGUCUCCUGCACUGAGAAUGAAUGUGGCUCCUGCCAGAGGUGCUUGUCUAUUCGAAUGGACAAUUCUAGCCAGAUGCCACCGGUCACAAUCAUUACUACCCACUGCACUGUCCACUGGAAUGUUAAAAGCCUGCACAAGUUGGGAAAUGGAUAAUUCAUGUCACCUUACUAAGCAUGCUGGCCAAUGUUCAACCUCACUCACAAGAUAACACCUCAGAACAUAAACAGGUGUGGAUGCCCCCAAGCCUUUCCCUGAGGAGAUGCUUUAGGAUCAGUUUACAUAAUUCAAUCCCAUAACUUUUGACAUGUCAAUAUAUUUAACCUGUAUUAUCUGCAAUGUUAUGUAUUAGAUAUCAGGCCAGAUUUUGGACAUUGGAAAUUGUUACAAAUCUAUUUGAUUUAGUGAUUUAGUUAAUUUAGAAAAGUGUGUGGCAUCAUAAGCAUUAAUUUCAGACAUAGAGUGAAUAUUUUGAUGACAAAAACCUGUUAAAAAAGGCAUCAAACAUCUUUGAUUCAUUUAAUGAUUUAAUGAUCAUAAAGCAAAGUUCAGUUGA
Molecule: messenger RNA, 2907 nt
Organism: Astyanax mexicanus (Mexican tetra)
Lineage: Eukaryota; Metazoa; Chordata; Actinopteri; Characiformes; Acestrorhamphidae
Gene: traf3ip2b
Product: TRAF3 interacting protein 2b
Exons: 9
Coding region: 159-1403 (414 amino acids)
Biological process (GO): humoral immune response; positive regulation of canonical NF-kappaB signal transduction
Source: RefSeq, a predicted model, not a curated record